UGGAGAAAUGUAUGAGCUCCAUGCAGAUGGGGACCCAGAUGGUGAAGCUCCGCGGCGGCCCCAAGGGACUGGUGCGCUUCUUCUAUCUGGACGAACACAAGUCCUGCAUCCGCUGGAGGCCCUCACGCAAGAAUGAGAAGGCCAAGAUCUCCGUGGACUCUGUGCGGGAGGUGUGUGAGGGGAAGCAGUCAGAGAUCUUCCAGCGCUACUCCGAGGGCAGCUUCGACCCCAACUGCUGCUUCAGCCUGUACUACGGAGAGCACAUGGAGUCCCUGGACCUGGUGUCGGGCACCGGGGAGGAGGCCCGCACCUGGAUCACCGGCCUCAAGUACCUGAUGGCCGGCAUCAGUGACGAGGACAGCCUGGCCAAGAGGCAGCGCACCCGAGACCAAUGGCUGAAGCAGACCUUCACGGAGGCCGAUAAGAACGGUGACAGCAGCCUCAGCAUCGGAGAGGUUAUGCAGCUGCUGCACAAACUCAACGUCAACCUGCCCCGACAGAAGGUCAAACAGAUGUUCAAGGUAAGACAGGAAUUAUUUACUUUAUUUGAUCAUUUUACA
Notothenia coriiceps (black rockcod) is the source of this 560-nucleotide messenger RNA. RefSeq names its product 1-phosphatidylinositol 4,5-bisphosphate phosphodiesterase eta-2-like. Gene Ontology annotation, molecular function: phosphatidylinositol-4,5-bisphosphate phospholipase C activity; calcium ion binding. The annotation marks the transcript as partial. Lineage: Eukaryota; Metazoa; Chordata; Actinopteri; Perciformes; Nototheniidae. The transcript has 3 exons. Gene Ontology annotation, biological process: release of sequestered calcium ion into cytosol; phosphatidylinositol metabolic process; phosphatidylinositol-mediated signaling. The record is from RefSeq and is a predicted model, not a curated record.